AUGGGCAAGACCUUUAAAAACAUACAUGCCAGCUCAUUCGGCAAAUUCGAUGGACUUUCGGACAAAAUACCCCAGUGGAUACGGGCCAACGGAGGCCAAUAUUCCAAGGACAUCAGCAAAAACCUCACUCAUUUGAUCACCACCAAAGAAGCGUUCAAGGAUAAUGUUGAAGCAGUCUCCUUUGACUGGCUGGAAGACUCUCUCUUAUCUAAGAAUCGAAGACCGAAGCGUGAGACAGAGUAUCUUCUUGCGAAUAUACUCAAACGCGAGAAGAAGAAGAGGGGAAACGAGAAAGUGAAAAUAAGGGAGAGGGAGAAAGAAGAGCCUAGGAAAAAAGGUAAUCUGAAGAAUCGGGAUCCUUUUGGUAGGAAGAGAAAGGGCGUAAAGGCCGGGACUGCGGUUUCGAGGUAUCACAUCUAUACGGAUGAAGAAGCGAGGGUGACGUACAAUGCUACGCUUGUCCGGUUGAUGCAGGGCAAAAGCUGCAAGGAGAGAUAUGUGGUCAGGGUAUACGAGUCUAAUAGAGAACCUCAUGUCUACGCUACACAUCUCGAGUACAGCCGUAUUGGCAAGCAGCAGAGCCAACUCCUGACACCGCUGAAAGCAGAUCGUGACUCCGCGGUGACGGCGUUCAAGGAGACUUUCAAGGACAAAACAGGUAAGGAGUGGGAAGAGCGACUGGAUGAUAUCUUACCAGAAGGUAAGAGAGAUACUGAUGGCAAGUUACUGCCUCCUCACCAGAAUUGGUUCUACUACGAGGAUCGGGCUGGGCUGUUGUCAAAUUUCCUUCGGGGAGUUGAUGCACCCGACGGCGAUGGCAUGGUGACUGUUAAGCAAGAUUAUCUAGAUGCAUCAUUGCAGGGCAUUGAGCACGAGUCGGCACAGGAUGGGAAUGGUGAGUGGCCGGGCAGUGACGAGCCGAUAAUCUAUACGAUUUGACUGGUCCGGAC
Messenger RNA from Aspergillus piperis CBS 112811, 950 nucleotides. RefSeq names its product BRCT domain protein. The transcript is spliced from 5 exons. NCBI's taxonomy places the organism in Eukaryota, Fungi, Ascomycota, Eurotiomycetes, Eurotiales, Aspergillaceae. The record is from RefSeq and is a predicted model, not a curated record. The coding region runs from base 1 to 939 and encodes 312 amino acids.